Messenger RNA from Entelurus aequoreus (snake pipefish), 1020 nucleotides. RefSeq lists its product as uncharacterized. Lineage: Eukaryota; Metazoa; Chordata; Actinopteri; Syngnathiformes; Syngnathidae. The record is from RefSeq and is a predicted model, not a curated record. The transcript is spliced from 4 exons. Bases 34 to 639 code for a protein of 201 amino acids.
UAUAAAAAAAUACAUUAAAAGAAGAUCACAGACAUGCUGACACACAAGGUCACUACCCCAGCAGCUGGCCGAUUUGCAGCACCCCUGAAUACCUUGCAGCACCAAGCUGCCACAAUGGAUGCGGGUGUCACGGCGCGGGCUCGAACCCGCUUUUCUCCGGCAGCUGGGUCUGCUAGCACCUCCGUUGGCAGCGCGCCGAGACACGCCCCGGCUCGCGCUGGCCACGUCACGCCCACAUGCCGGCAAGGCUGUGGGCGAUCAGCAAUCUGCACACCUGGGACUGAUGAGGGCGAGCUGUAUAAAGACCAGUGGACCCAAGGAUCCUGGCCAGAACGUAGCAAUCUUCUGUUGGUACCGAAAUCCCCGUUCCUGCGUGGCGAGAUGUGCGUCUCGUCUUCCUCGUUUUUCGUCUGUGGUUCUCUGGCUGCCUGUUUGGAUCUCGACCUCUCACAUGGACACGGACCUUCUUCGCCCCGCUUAGCCCCCGACUCUCUGCUUGCCCACAGACUGCCUUCCUGCUUUGUCCCUCCUCUCGCCCAACACAUCACGCGGGGGCUAGACCCAGCGGGCCCCAACCAAGACGGGCACCCGGAAGGGAUGGACGGUGGGAUCCCUUUUUAUUUUUUGAUUGAGGGCUGAAAGAGACAGAAAAGCAAAGCAUCACGAAGGCAGGAAAGGAGGAGAUCAAACGUACAUUUGUAGGACGCUGUGGAGGAAACAGGAAGUUGACUGACUUCCUGUUUCCUCCUCCAGCGUGAACAUGGCGUCACCUUGUAAUAGCGGAAUAACCGUGGUCGUGAACACUGGGGGAAAGGCGGUGGACAGGAAGUUGGGAAUGCAUUACAGAGCAAGAGCUACAAAAUAAAAGCAUCCGUCGGUAACAGUAGUGCUGAUGCAAGCUCGCGCACACUCGUGUGUUCUCACCACAAUAAAAUACAACAUUAAAUAAUGUACUUUUAUUUUAAUCCAUUUUAAUAUCUUUAAGAUGGAAAUAACGAGGCAUGAGGGUUGAGUUUUUAG